Molecule: messenger RNA, 3336 nt
Organism: Calidris pugnax (ruff)
Lineage: Eukaryota; Metazoa; Chordata; Aves; Charadriiformes; Scolopacidae
Gene: ATP9A
Product: ATPase, class II, type 9A
Exons: 28
Coding region: 1-3141 (1046 amino acids)
Biological process (GO): retrograde vesicle-mediated transport, Golgi to endoplasmic reticulum; endocytosis; phospholipid translocation
Cellular component (GO): plasma membrane; endosome; trans-Golgi network
Molecular function (GO): ATP hydrolysis activity; ATPase-coupled intramembrane lipid carrier activity; ATP binding
Source: RefSeq, a predicted model, not a curated record
AUGGAUCACUACGGCUACAGUAACAAACUGAGACUGUGUAGCUGGAUCUACAGUGCCUGUUCUCAGUGUUGUGAGUGUUUAAGAUGCUGUGGAAGGAGAGACCCAAGGCCUCGUACUGUUUGGCUUGGCCAUCCAGAGAAGAGAGACCAGAGAUACCCUCGCAAUGUGAUCAACAAUCAGAAAUACAACUUUUUUACAUUUCUCCCUGGGGUAUUGUUUAACCAGUUCAAAUACUUCUUCAACCUUUAUUUCUUGCUUUUGGCCUGCUCUCAGUUUGUUGUUGAAAUGAGGCUUGGCGCACUUUACACAUACUGGGUUCCCCUGGGAUUUGUGCUCGCUGUUACCGUCAUCCGAGAGGCCGCGGAGGAGAUCAGAUGUUACAUGCGCGACAAGGAAGUGAACUCGCAGAUCUACAGCAAGCUCACAGCCAGAGGGACUGUGAAGGUGAAGAGCUCUAAUAUACAAGUAGGCGACCUCAUCAUUGUUGAAAAGAACCAGAGGGUCCCUGCUGACAUGAUCUUCCUGAGGACGUCAGAGAAGAAUGGGUCUUGCUUCCUUCGCACUGACCAGCUGGAUGGUGAGACAGACUGGAAACUGCGGCUGCCUGUUACCUGUACUCAGAGGCUGCCAACUGCUUCUGACCUACUGCAAAUCCGCUCCUAUGUAUAUGCAGAAGAGCCGAAUAUUGAUAUACAUAACUUCGUGGGGACCUUCACAAGGGAGGACAGUGACCCUCCAGUGAAUGAAAGUUUAAGCAUAGAAAACACUCUGUGGGCCAGCACAGUGAUUGCAUCAGGUACUGUUGUGGGCGUUGUCCUCUACACUGGAAGGGAAUUACGCAGUGUGAUGAAUACUUCAAACCCAAGAAGUAAGAUUGGUCUCUUUGAUUUGGAAGUGAACUGUCUUACCAAGAUCCUGUUUGGGGCUCUUGUGGUGGUCUCGCUUGUUAUGGUGGCCCUUCAGCACUUCGCUGGCCGUUGGUAUCUUCAGAUCAUAAGAUUUCUCCUUCUGUUCUCAAACAUCAUUCCCAUUAGUUUACGUGUGAAUCUGGACAUGGGAAAAAUUGUCUACAGCUGGGUGAUCCGCAGAGAUUCCAAAAUUCCUGGGACUGUGGUUCGGUCUAGCACUAUUCCUGAGCAGCUGGGGAGGAUAUCCUAUUUGCUUACAGAUAAAACAGGAACUCUUACGCAGAACGAGAUGGUCUUCAAGCGACUUCACCUGGGAACGGUGGCUUACGGCCUGGACUCCAUGGAUGAAGUGCAGAGCCACAUAUUCAGUAUAUACACACAGCAAUCUCAGGACCCACCUGCUGUGAAGGGCCUUACAUUAGCCACCAAAGUGCGUAAAACCAUGAGCAGCCGAGUGCACGAGGCGGUGAAGGCCAUCGCGCUGUGCCACAAUGUGACGCCGGUGUACGAGUCCAACGGGGUGACAGACCAGGCUGAAGCCGAGAGACACUACGAGGAUUCCUGCAGGGUGUACCAGGCCUCCAGUCCAGAUGAGGUGGCCCUGGUGCAGUGGACCGAGAGCGUGGGUUUAACGCUGGUGGGCAGAGACCAGUCCUCCGUGCAGCUGAGGACACCGGGUGGCCACAUCCUGAACUUCACCAUCCUCCAGAUCUUCCCCUUCACUUACGAGAGCAAGCGCAUGGGGAUAAUUGUUCGGGAUGAAUCAACAGGAGAGAUCACCUUCUACAUGAAGGGGGCUGAUGUGGUGAUGGCUGGGAUUGUGCAGUACAACGACUGGCUGGAAGAGGAGUGUGGUAACAUGGCUCGGGAAGGCCUGAGGGUUCUUGUCGUAGCCAAGAAGUCUCUGACGGAAGAACAGUAUCAAGACUUUGAAGCACGCUAUGUCCAGGCAAAGCUGAGCGUGCACGACCGCUCCCUGAAGGUGGCCACAGUCAUCGAGAGCCUGGAAAUGGAGAUGGAGCUGCUGUGUCUCACUGGCGUGGAGGAUCAGCUACAGACGGACGUCAGGCCCACUCUGGAGACGCUGAGAAAUGCUGGCAUUAAGGUGUGGAUGCUGACAGGGGAUAAGCUAGAGACAGCCACUUGUACAGCCAAGAACGCGCAUUUGGUGACACGGACACAGGACAUCCAUAUAUUCAGACUAGUGACUAACCGUGGAGAAGCCCAUCUAGAGCUGAACGCCUUCCGCCGGAAACACGACUGCGCUCUUGUUAUCUCUGGUGACUCGUUGGAGGUGUGCCUGAAAUAUUACGAGUAUGAGUUCAUGGAGCUGGCUUGCCAGUGCCCUGCCGUCGUGUGCUGCAGAUGUGCUCCAACACAGAAGGCCCAGAUCGUGCGAUUGCUCCAGGAGAGGACUGGCAAACUCACCUGUGCAGUAGGUGAUGGAGGGAAUGAUGUUAGCAUGAUUCAGGAGGCUGACUGUGGUGUUGGAGUUGAAGGAAAGGAAGGAAAACAGGCAUCACUUGCAGCCGAUUUCUCUAUCACUCAGUUUAAACAUCUGGGUCGUUUGCUCAUGGUGCAUGGAAGGAACAGUUACAAGCGGUCUGCAGCUCUCAGUCAGUUUGUGAUCCACAGGAGCCUGUGCAUCAGCACAAUGCAGGCUGUUUUCUCAUCAGUAUUUUACUUUGCUUCAGUUCCUCUCUACCAAGGCUUUCUCAUCAUCGGGUACUCCACAAUUUACACCAUGUUUCCAGUGUUUUCUCUAGUCCUGGACAAGGAUGUUAAAUCUGAAGUUGCAAUGUUGUACCCAGAGCUCUACAAAGAUCUUCUUAAGGGACGACCAUUAUCAUACAAAACAUUUUUAAUAUGGGUCUUAAUAAGCAUCUAUCAAGGUAGCAUCAUCAUGUACGGAGCGCUCCUCCUCUUUGAAUCUGAAUUUGUCCACAUUGUUGCCAUUUCCUUCACAUCCUUGAUUCUCACUGAGUUACUGAUGGUGGCAUUGACGAUCCAGACGUGGCACUGGCUCAUGAUAGUGGCUGAGCUGCUUAGUCUCUCCUGCUACAUAGCUUCUCUGGUCUUCUUACAUGAGUUUAUUGAUGUUUACUUCAUUGCAACUUUGUCGUUCUUGUGGAAAGUCACCGUCAUCACUCUGGUGAGCUGCCUCCCCCUCUACGUCCUGAAGUACCUGAGACGAAGGUUUUCUCCGCCAAGCUAUUCGAAGCUCACGUCCUAGGGCUGCUCUCCUUGCUCACCAGAGACAAAUAUUGCACAUGGCUGAGAGACAAAAUCAUGUAGUUGUUACUAUAAUGAAUACGUCCGAUAUUUGCAUAAGGAUCAUGUGGUAAUCUCUAUUACAUGCUGCUUUAUUGAAAAAAGACUUCACAACUGCCGUGAACGGGAACCUAACAAUAAAAGGGAGUUUUCUUGA